Molecule: messenger RNA, 2437 nt
Organism: Lacerta agilis (Sand lizard)
Lineage: Eukaryota; Metazoa; Chordata; Lepidosauria; Squamata; Lacertidae
Product: cytosolic phospholipase A2 epsilon-like
Exons: 19
Coding region: 20-2437 (805 amino acids)
Biological process (GO): glycerophospholipid catabolic process
Cellular component (GO): cytosol
Molecular function (GO): calcium ion binding; calcium-dependent phospholipid binding
Source: RefSeq, a predicted model, not a curated record
CAGACCGCAUACAACUGAAAUGAUGUUGGCAUCCUUUUGUAAUGCAAAGGAGAUGGAGGUGUCACCUUGCCAUUUGUUGUGUGUGAAAAUCAUACAAAUAAAAAAUCUACGGAAGGCAGAUUUAUUUAGCCAGUCUGAUUGCUAUGUGAGCUUGUACCUGCCAACAGCUUCAUUUGAAAGACCUCGGACCAAGACUAUUAAGGACUGUAAGGAUCCAGUAUGGAAUGAAACCUUCCACUUCAGGAUACAGACGCGGGUCAAAAAUGUUUUGGAGAUGAUGGUUCACGAUGAAGACCACUGCCUCAUGGAGAAUAAUCUCUGCACUGUUCUCUUUGAUGUUUCGAAGAUCCAGCUUGGAGAAAGAGUUUACCUCACAUUUCCAUUGGAUCAAAAAACCAGAUAUGACAUGUCAAAUAUAUUUAUUUUGUUUUGCAGCCCAGUUCCUCAUGAGCAUAUUGUUACUAAUGGCGUAUUAGUGUCUCGUGAAAUUUCCUGUUUGGGUGUACAGGUGAAUGGAGGGACAGCAAUGAAGAAGAAACCAGGAGAGCAAAACUUCACAUUCACUUUGAAAGGAUCCUAUGAAGAGAGCCAGGACUCUGAGCUGUGUCCUGCUGAUCCCCUUGUGUUUCACUGCAUCAAGCAUAUGGAAUCUGAACUGGAGAUUCAACCAGCAAAGAAGCCACGCUCUUGUAUUCCUGGUGAAAGGAAUGAUGCAAAUAAAAGACUUUGCUUCACUUUGCCUCUUGAUUCUCUUAGUAUGGAAAAGGAAGUGACCAUAGGCAAGGACAAAACAGUUGAUCUACGUGUGAACGUGAAAGAAUGGCUGAAAAACCUGGAUGUGCGUUUGGGGUAUGAACUAUGUAUGGAUGAACAAACAGUUAUACAGAAACGGAAGAAGUUUGUUGCAGCUGCCCUGGAAAGGGCUCUCGGCUUAAAGAAGGGCUUACAAGAUCAUGAGGUGCCAGUGGUGGCUGUCAUGACAACAGGAGGAGCUGCCAGGGCAUUCACAGCUUUACAUGGCAACCUAUAUGGUCUUCAAAAGUUGAAUCUCUUAGAUUGUAUUUCAUACAUCACUGGAUCAUCUGGCUCCACAUGGGCCUUAUCAAAUCUUUAUGAACAUGCUGACUGGUCACAGCAAGACCUUUCAGGAGCAAUUUCAGAGGCUCGCAAGAGUAUGACCAGAUGCAAGCUGGACUUGUUUUCCCUCCAAAACUUAAAGGAAUACAGUGAUGCACUGGAACAUCGGCAAAAGGAAGGCUACAAAACAUGUAUCACUGAUCUUUGGGGACUUUUCAUUGACAAAGCAUUGAGCAACGGGAGAUGCAGCGACACACUCUCGGGGCAGAAGCGUGCCCUGACUCACAGUCAAAACCCACUGCCUAUAUACAUGGUACUCAACACCAAGGACGACUAUAGCCUUGCAGAAUUUAAAGAAUGGAUGGAAUUCACUCCUUUUGAGGUUGGAAUAAUAAAAUAUGGAGCCUAUGUUCGUGCUGAGGACUUUGGAAGUAAAUUCUUCAUGGGACGGCUGAUGAGGAAACUUCCAGAAUCUGGAAUCUGUUUCAUGAAAGGUGUGUGGAGUAAUGUAUUUUCUUAUAACCUACUGGAUUCCUGGCGUGCACUUGAUACUUCGGAAGAAAGCCUGUGGCACAAGCUUACCAGGGACAGAGUACAGGAUAUUGAAGAAAGACCACCUCAGCCACCAAAAGCAGAUGAAUUGAAUACUCACCUGGUUAUCCCUGCCAAUAAAUUCAUGAAGAUCCUUCGUGAAGUCUUAACACAAAGCGUAACAACCUCAAAGUUCUACAAUUUCAUAAGGGAAUUCCAAUUAAAUGAUGGAUAUCUAGAUAAUAAAAACUUUGCCAUAUGGAAAGAUACUGCUCUAGACACUCUUCCCAACCGGCUGACAGCUACAUCAGAAUACCUGUCCAUCGUAGAUACUGCAGCAUUUAUAGAUAUCAGCUACCCACCACUCCUGAGGCCUGAGAGGAAAGUGGAUGUCAUUAUACAUUUAAAUUAUUCUUCAGGAUCACAAACAUCUCCUUUACAUGAAGCCUCCAGAUAUUUUGCAAAGCAAGGAAUUCCUUUCCCUAAAAUAGAUCUGAGUCAUAUUAAGGAUAAGGAUCUGAAGGAGUGCUAUGUCUUUGAAGAUCUUGAGAAUCCGAAAGCACCCAUUGUGGUUUUCUUUCCUCUGAUAAAUGACACAUUCAGAAAAUAUAAAGCACCAGGUGUGGAACGCACCCCCUCUGAACUGAAGCAGGGUGACGUUGAUGUGACUGGUCCCUGUUCUCCAUAUGGACUCCAAAGCUUUACAUAUACAGAGGAGGAUUUUGAUAAACUGGUGGGAUUGACCAGCUACAAUAUUCAGAAUAAUGAAGAUUCGAUCCUCCACGCUUUGCGAAGAGCAGUAGAGAGAAAAAGACACCAAACAAAAUAG